UAUAUUCCCUUCUGACUCACCUCCUUCACUAGCCCCAACUCACCUUUUUUCUGUAAGAAUGGGUAAUCGCGACAGUCUCCCCACCUCCGAUGACCGGUCCCAACCAGACUCUAAUUCCGGCGGAAGCCACCGUAAUGGCGCCAACGCUAAACCCGCCGGCCCUUCAUCGUCAAGACACCAAAAAUAUUCAACCCACCACGACCCUUACACCGCCGCCUCCAAAAGCCGCCUCGCUACCCCCAACAUUCCACCCAUCGGCCGCGUUCUCGGCCGUCCGAUGGAGGAAAUCCGGUCUACAUACGUCUUCGGCCGCGAGCUCGGCCGCGGGCAGUUCGGUGUUACCUAUUUGGUGACUCACAAUGAAACUCAGCAGCAGUUCGCUUGUAAAUCAAUCUCCACGCGUAAGCUUAUCAGUCGUGAUGAUAUCGAAGACAUCCGCCGUGAAGUCCAGAUCAUGCAUCAUCUCACUGGCCACAGGAAUAUUGUUGAGCUGAAGGGAGCUUAUGAGGAUCGGCACUCGGUGAAUCUGAUCAUGGAACUCUGUGCUGGAGGGGAAUUGUUUGAUCGGAUUAUAGAGAAAGGUCAUUAUUCAGAAAGGGAGGCCGCUAAUUUGUGUAGGCAAAUCUUGAUGGUGGUGCAUAAUUGUCACUCCAUGGGUGUGAUCCAUAUGGACUUGAAGCCUGAAAAUUUCUUGUUCUUGAAUAAGGACGAGGAUUCUCCAUUGAAGGCUACGGAUUUCGGGCUCUCUGUAUUUUUUAAGCCAGGAGAUGUUUUCAAGAGUCUUGUCGGAAGUGCUUAUUAUGUAGCUCCAGAGGUUUUGCGCCGACGAUAUGGACCUGAAGCCGAUAUUUGGAGUGCCGGGGUGAUUCUUUACACUCUCCUCAGUGGGAUGCCACCAUUCGAUGGAGGUAGUACUUUAACUAGAAUGAAGCAAUUCAAGGCAAUGAACAAAUUCAAGAAAGUUGCUCUGAAGGUAAUUGCAGAAAAUCUCUCUGAAGAAGAAAUUAUAGGUUUGAAGGAGAUGUUCAAAUCCAUGGACACUGAUUACAGUAGAACAAUCACCUUUGAUGAGUUAAAAGCCGGCCUUCAUAAACUUGGUACUAAGCUUUCCAAGUCUGAAGUAUGGCAGCUAAUGGAAGCGGUAUGUUUCCAGGCUGAUGUUGACGGAAAUGGAAUGAUUGAUUACGUCGAGUUCAUAACAGCUACCAUGCACAUGAAUCGAAUAGAAAGGGAAGAACGCUUAUACGCUGCCUUCCAACACUUCGACAAGGACAACAGCGGGUACAUAACAAUGGAAGAGCUUGAACAGGCCCUUCGGAAGUAUAAUAUGAAAGAUGAAAAAACAUUAAGAGAGAUCAUUGCUGAAGUUGACACAGAUAGGGAUGGAAGAAUUAACUACGACGAGUUCGUUGCCAUGAUGAGAAAAGCCAACCCGGAGCUGGUCAGAAACCGACGACGCAAGUAAUCUGAAUGCAACUUGCAUAUCUUCUUUUUGGUGCUUCAAAUUCAUGUCCCGACUAGUUUGUUAAUUUACACUUGCUUUCACUCGGUUUCCCCACCUGAAUCGUCAGCUUGUGCUCGGAAACCAUGUUAGUAGGUAGUCUAUUCCUUCCCCUGCCAUAGAAAUGGACCAAGAUUGCAUCAAACUGCGGCAGAGUAUUUGGCUAAUAUGCACUUUAGCUUAACUAGGAUGUAGUAUAGAUGAAGAGAGGGAAUAUUGUAGAUAA
This is a messenger RNA of Hibiscus syriacus, 1727 nucleotides long. Its product is annotated as calcium-dependent protein kinase 3-like. Gene Ontology annotation, molecular function: calmodulin binding; ATP binding; calcium/calmodulin-dependent protein kinase activity. Bases 59 to 1465 code for a protein of 468 amino acids. The transcript is spliced from 6 exons. Gene Ontology annotation, biological process: protein autophosphorylation; intracellular signal transduction; peptidyl-serine phosphorylation. Lineage: Eukaryota; Viridiplantae; Streptophyta; Magnoliopsida; Malvales; Malvaceae. Gene Ontology annotation, cellular component: nucleus; cytoplasm. The record is from RefSeq and is a predicted model, not a curated record.